GUAAAAUUGUUUACAAGUUUCUCCUUCAUAUCUUGACAUGCUGUUAUUUCAGGUAUUGGUGUUCCUUCGGCCCUGAAAAUUAUGGAGAAGGUGGCGAUAUUUUACCUAGCCGACGAUAUCGGCUUAACACUCGAAACCGAGCUGCUAGACCCCAGUCCAUGAGGGGCUGCACUUGCCAUUUCAUAGUGAAGCGCUUGUAUACCCGUCCAUCUCUUGCACUUAUUAUAUAUAACAACAGGCGUCAUGUUAACAAGUCCGGUUCUUUAUGCCAUGGGCCGCUUGAUAGAGAUGCUAUUGGCCCUGGUGCAAAAAAGAUUCCAUACGUUUGCAAUGAGAUUCAACAACAAACUAUGUCUAUGAUCUAUCUUGGCAUUCCUGAGAAGAAUGUUUUAGAAAAACAUAUUGAGGGUAUUCAACGUUAUUGUGGUUCUGAUGCGAAAGUGAAUAGCCUUGCUGCUCAGUAUGUCCACAAACUUGGCAUGAUUAUCAAAAGAUCUACUCAUGAAUUGGAUCUAGAUGAUCAAGCUAGCAUAAGAUUGUGGGUCGAGCGGAAUAAGAAAUCUAUUUUCUUUUAUCAGGAUACAUCGGAACAUGAUCCAUUCAUCUUAGGUAUCCAAACUGACUGGCAGUUACAACAAAUGAUUCGUUUUGGACAUCGUAGUCUAAUAGCAGUUGAUUCAACAUUUGGUAUAAAGAAACUAAAGUAUCCUUUGUGCACACUUCUUGUGUUUGAUUCAAGACAGCAUGCCCUUCCUGUUGCUUGGGUCGUCACCCGCACAAUUGCCAAGCCUGACGUGAGUAAAUGGAUGAAAGCUCUUCAUGAUCGUGUCCGUGCUGUCGAUCCAACAUGGAAGGUCAAUGGUUUCCUAAUCGACGAUGCUGCAGCAGAAAUUGACCCCAUAAGGGAGAUAUUUUCAUGUCCGGUUCUAUUUUCACUUUGGCGUAUUCGUAGAUCGUGGUUGAGAAAUAUCAUCAAGAAAUGUAGUAAUGUUGAAGUUCAAAGAGAGAUAUUUAAGCGUCUAGGUGACACAGUGUACAGCAUUUGGGAUGGAAGUGAUCCUUUUGUUGCUUUAGAAGAACUUUCUCAAGAUUUUGUUGAUCAAAUGGCCUUCUUGCAAUAUUUCAAAGCCACUUGGGAGCCUAAAUUUGAAAUGUGGCUUACUACAACGAGAACGUUACCUCUUGCGAGUCAGGAAGCAUCUGGUGCAAUAGAAGCAUAUCAUGUCAAGUUGAAAGUCAGACUAUAUGAUGAUUCACAUCUUGGGGCACUCCAGAGAGUUGAUUGGUUGGUUCACAAAUUGACAACUGAGUUACACUCCAGCUACUGGCUUGAUCGAUAUGCAGAUGAAAGUGAUUCUUUCCAAAAUGUGAAGGAGGAGUAUAUUGCCACCACAUCCUGGCAUCGAGCUCUGCAAAUUCCUGAUGAUGCUGUGACCUUGGAUAACAAGGAUAACUCAUUCGCAAAAGUUUUGAGCCAGAAAGACAGCAGUAAAACACACCUAGUUUGGAAUCCUGGGUCAGAAUUUGCCCAUUGUGAUUGUGAAUGGUCAAUGCAAGGAAAUAUGUGCAAGCAUAUUAUUAAAGUCAAUAUGAUAUGUGGGAAUCUUCAAUCAUGUCGACCUUCUAUGUCAUUUCAAUCAUUUAAUGAGGUUCUAGUGAGUCUAACGAGAAAGCCGGUGGAUGAUUCAAUGGCACUGGAUCUGUCAACAGCAUGGACACACCAGAUGCUUGAUCAAAUUCGGAAGCUAGUUGAGCUAAACCAGUCUCAUGAUAUUGGCACCAUAGUAAAUAAUAUGCCUUUGAGAUGGGUCGCUAAAAAGGGCAGAACAUCUGUUGGCAGACCAUCAGCUAUUGCUCUCCCCUCCAGUGCCAACAACAGUUUAAUUUGUUCAACUGCUAAAAAGAAUCGAAAGAGGAAGAGAUUAUCAAGAUUACGAUGAUCUCUUGUGGAGGACAGAAAUAUCUCCGCAGGAACUAUGCAUUGGUGCUGUUCUUGUUCCACCAUGCAGCUAUCAGCCCUAGCCGCUUCAUUUGGCUGACCAGACAGAAAGAAAUACUUGGUUGAUUCAGUAUGUUCAAAGGCAGCUCCAACACUGAUGCUCAACAUUCGCUAGAUGCAUUUGAUGUUUGGUAUUUUCUACUGCAGAGCAAGUUUUAUGGGGAAGUUCUAAUAAGAUUAUCACCGCAUUCAGACCUUGUCCGCUGGGUACUAAAGUACCCUUAUUGGGAACAAAUGGAGCGGUCACACCCCAGACAAGAAGCAUCAAUAGACUCGAAGCAUAUACGGUACCAAUCAGAAACUGCCAGGAUUCUCUCCUUUUUGUCUUUAGAUGUCCUUGUAUGCCUUUUAUUUACAAUUGAAACAUACAAACUGACCACUAGAAUAAUUUGUUCAUGAUACAAUGUACAUAUGUUGUAUAUGGAUUUUUCCAUGAUUCAGUUGAGGAAACAGCAGCAGGUCUAAUUAGGUGUGCACAUUGAUUUAGACAACUUUUUCUUGGUUCUAUCAAUUUCCUGUCUGGAUUGGAUUGUCUGCAAGCGGAAAGUCAUGAAGUUUUUGUUUGGUAAUGUAGAUGAAUAUGUUAGCAGUACAAUUGUAUUGACUAUUGAGGAUUGUAUAAUGUAAUGACAUAGCUGUGUCGCUAUCGUUCCGCCA
Molecule: messenger RNA, 2656 nt
Organism: Nicotiana tabacum (common tobacco)
Lineage: Eukaryota; Viridiplantae; Streptophyta; Magnoliopsida; Solanales; Solanaceae
Source: RefSeq, a predicted model, not a curated record